CAUCGGAUGUAGGAGAUCAUAUGUACAUCAUUGCCAUUCCCUACUUAUAUCCCAUUACAUGAGAUGAAAAUUAUUCAGUAUAUUGAUCGCUGUUUAUCUGCCAUGAUGUCCGUAGCAGCAGCCAGCUCGAGGCAGGGCAAAAAGUACGCCGAGGGCACGCAGCCCUUCACGGUACUGAUCGAGGGCAACAUCGGCAGCGGCAAGACCACGUAUUUGAACCACUUUGAGAAGUACAGGGACGAGAUCUGCCUGCUCACUGAGCCUGUGGAGAAGUGGCGCAACGUAAACGGUGUGAAUCUGCUAGAGCGGAUGUACAAGGAACCCAAGAAGUGGGCAAUGCCCUUUCAGUCUUAUGUCACGCUAACCAUGCUGCAGGCACACACAGCGCCCACCGACAAGAAGCUAAAAAUAAUGGAGCGCUCCAUUUUUAGCUCCCGGUACUGCUUUGUGGAGAACAUGCACCGCAAUGGUUCGCUGGAGACGGGCAUGUACAACACUCUGCAGGAAUGGUACAAGUUCAUUGAAGAGUCCAUACAUGUUCAGGCCGAUCUCAUUAUCUACUUGCGAACGUCCCCGGAAGUGGCGCAUGAACGCAUUCGACAACGUGCCCGCUCCGAAGAGAGCUGUGUGCCGCUCAAGUAUCUCCAGGAGCUGCACGAACUGCACGAGGAUUGGCUCAUACAUAACCGCCGGAAUCAGGCCUGCAAGGUGUUGGUGCUGGACGCCGACUUGACUCUGGAGAACAUUAGCAGCGAGUACCAGCGUUCGGAGUCGAGUAUAUUCGAUGCUAUCUCGGGCACGCAUCAGCCGCCUCAAGUACUAGUCUCGCCCAGCAAACGCCAACGAAUGUCCAGAUAACCAAUGAUCUGAUCGGUGAUUUUUACUUUAGUAAUGACGAUGUUGUCAGGCAAUGGAGGGGAAAUCCCCAAUAUAACUUAAUAGAACACUUGCAUCCUAUGAUAAACACCUACAAUAACAAUUAUAAUCACAUUAUAUUCUAAUCUUCUACUAUAGCACAUAUGUAAGUCCAAAAGUGUAAUAAAAGCGUAUAUGUCUUUCGAUCUGUGGCAAAAUUA
This is a messenger RNA of Drosophila persimilis, 1076 nucleotides long. Its product is annotated as deoxynucleoside kinase. NCBI's taxonomy places the organism in Eukaryota, Metazoa, Arthropoda, Insecta, Diptera, Drosophilidae. Gene Ontology annotation, biological process: nucleobase-containing compound metabolic process. The record is from RefSeq and is a predicted model, not a curated record. Bases 64 to 858 code for a protein of 264 amino acids. Gene Ontology annotation, molecular function: deoxynucleoside kinase activity; ATP binding. The transcript has 4 exons. Gene Ontology annotation, cellular component: mitochondrion; cytoplasm.